Vicia faba (fava bean) is the source of this 705-nucleotide messenger RNA. Lineage: Eukaryota; Viridiplantae; Streptophyta; Magnoliopsida; Fabales; Fabaceae. The record is from the annotation of a GenBank genome assembly.
AUGGCGUACUCCAAUGCCAGGCGCACAUUAGCCUCCACCCUCUCACGAGCUCUUUCUUCUCGCAAUCGCACACGUUUCGCUUUUGCGUUAUCAUCUCCCAAACAAACCCUACCCGUCCCUCGCUCUUUCCCGGUUCGUACGAAAUCAUCGGGUUCGGGUUAUUCUCCGUUGAACGAUCCAACCCCAAACUGGAGCAACCGUCCUCCAAAGGAAACGAUUCUUCUCGAUGGCUGUGACUACGAGCACUGGCUCAUUGUUAUGGAGUUUCCCGAUAAUCCUAAACCCUCUGAAGAUGAAAUGGUUAAUAGCUAUGUUAAAACCCUAGCUCAAAUUCUCGGAAGUGAGGAAGAGGCUAAGAAGAAGAUAUACUCUGUUUCUACGACUACGUAUACUGGUUUUGGUGCUCUUGUUUCGGAAGAGCUUUCUUAUAAACUCAAAGAGUUGCCGGGAGUUCUUUGGGUACUGCCAGAUUCGUAUCUUGAUGUUCCUAACAAGGAUUAUGGAGGUGAUUUGUUUAUUGAUGGUAAAGUAAUCCCUAGGCCACAGUAUAGGUAUGCUGAAAGGCAACCAAGUAAGGGUAGACUUCGUCCAAGACAUGAUAGACGGCGAGAAACUAUGCAAGUUGAAAGGAGAGAUCCUACUCAAAGACAGAACUGGAACCAAGGUCAGGGAGGACAUAUGCCACCAUCAAAUUCUAAUGAAUAG